CCCCUUUCAAUCUCUCUGUGUUCUUACUGUGUUUUCGCUUGUGAAGUUUUAUAUUUGUUAUUGAUUUGCAGGCGGUUCGCUGGGUUUGUGUUUGGUGCCAAGGGGACUGUGAGUCAAUCGUUUGCAAGGUAUUUCUGAGAAUUGGGUUUGUGGUUUCGUUCUUGAUUGUUUUGAAUCGUUUUGUGUUUUUUGUUUUUGGGUUUUUUCUUCUUUUGUUAAAUGUUUUUGAGGAGGAUAGUUGUUUUUGGAUAUUUUGAAUAAACUGGAGGAUGGUAAGGUUUUGUUAUUUGGUGAAUUCAUCUGUGUAAGUGAGGGUUUUGUUUAGGAGGGUACAGCUACAUUUAAUUUGUGGUUUUGGUGAAUAGACAGUCUAGAAGGUCGAAAAAAGGAGAGGAAGAGAAUCAAGAUCAAGAUCAAGAUCAUACCAUUAGUUCAAAAUCGGUGAUCAAAAUCAACUACGGUGAACAGCGGAAUGGCCACCGAUGGGAAUGCUAUCGUACCAUCGCCGAAAGCUCCAGCUGAACCUAACCCGGGAGCGCCUGAGGCUCCGCCUACGGCUCCAACGUCUGCUCGUCCUCCUAGACCAUCAAAAAGCAAGAGAAAGCGGGCUGAAAAGAAGGCAGUGAAGCCACUGAAGGUCACAGCCAGGUCCGAUGUCUGGGCACACUUUGAGAAGUUUGAUAGGGCAAUUAUAGAAGUUGUGGAUGGAAAGAAGCAGGAAGUCGGACAUGAAGUAAGAGCAAAGUGCAGGUAUUGUGAAACUGACCUUGCUGGAGAUUCUUCUUUUAGUGGCACUAGCACAUUAAGAAGGCACAUUGAGAUUGUAUGCAAAAAAUACCCGGGUAGGGCUGAUAUAGAGGGGCAGCAGGUUUUAACUAGUGAUGGGAUGGCUUCCCGUACUCUAGUGUCUAGAACUUGGACUGAAGAUGCAUGUACUUUAGCUGCAUGUAAAAUGAUAGUAGUUGAUGAACUACCAUUUAGUCAUAUAGAGAAACCUGGGUUUAGGCAUUUUUGUGAAGUAGCUAUCCCCCAUUGGACAGUCCCAUCUAGACGUGCCAUUGUAAGAAAGUUUUUAGAAUUGUAUGAUGAAAAAAAAGAGGAGCUGAAAAUGGAAUUAAGCAAGCAUAGGGUCUGUCUCACUACCGAUACAUGGACAUCGGUACAAAAUGUGAACUACAUGGUGUUGACCGCCCAUUUCAUAGAUAGUGGGUGGAAAAUGCACAAAAGAAUUUUGAACUUUUGUGUCAUUUCCAAUCACCAAGGCACAGCCAUAGGAAAAAUGCUUGAAACGUGUUUAGUUCAAUGGAAAAUUGAUAAAGUGUUGACUGUGAGUGUUGAUAAUGCAUCGGCAAAUAAGGUUGCCAUUGAUUAUUUGAGGAGAAAAAUGGCCAAUUGGGCUGUACCCCCUGUUUUGGGAGGCAAGCAUUUGCAUGUUAGAUGUCUUGCACACAUUUUAAACUUGAUUGUGAAAUCUGGUUUGACUAUACUAGAUAGAGCAAUAGCUAGUAUAAGGAAUGCGGUAAAAUAUGUUAGGAGCUCUUCCUCUAGAUUAGAUGUGUUUAAGUUGUGUGUUGAAAGAGAAGUGCCUGAAUGCACCAAGGUGUGUAUUCUUGAUGUUCCAACAAGGUGGAACUCUACAUAUUUGAUGUUAGAGACUGCAAUUCAGUUAAAGAAGGCAUUUGAUAGAUUGGCAGAAGAAGAAGAUGUGAAAUAUACAAGCUACUUUGAUGAGGAUGAGGAACUAUUACAAGAAGAAGCUGCUCUUGAAGAGGCAAAGCGUAGAAAACCGAUGAAGAGGGUAGGGCCUCCAAAGGAUGAAGAUUGGGAGAGGGCUGAGUUGUUUGUGGGGUUUCUGAAAGUUUUCUAUUAUGUUACACUCCGGAUUAGUGCAUCUACUAAGCCUACUGCACAUAGCGCAUUUCACGAUAUUGUUGCUGUAAAUUCAGAGAUUAAUGCAUUAUUUAGGACGCUGGAAAUGCAAGAUGGAAGUGAAGGUGAGAAACUUAUGGUUGAGAUGGCUGUGAAGAUGGGGACAAAGUUCCGGAAGUAUAUUGAUAGCAUAGAUGAUAUGAAUCAGCUGCUGUUUGUAGCCUUGGUUUUGGACCCUCGAUACAAACUUAGGAAUCUUGAGCAUAAUUGUGUGAAAUACCUGCAAUUUGACAAUGAAAGUGUGAAAAGAAAAUCUGCCGAAGUGAAGGAGUUGUUGGUGUCUUUGACAGAUUUGUAUGCAUCAUCGGCUGCUGCUCAAAAUGGUCAAAAAAAUCGAGGAAGAGAGGCUAUGAACAGUAGCAGUGUCACUACUAGUUCUGCAGCAAAGAAUAUGACAGGCAAAAUGGCUGAAAUGCUUGAUGAUUGGGAGAGGGAGCUUGAAAACAGCUGUGAAGUUGUCGUGGAGAGUGAGGUAGAUAGGUAUUUGUUGGAUCCUUUUGAAAAGCCUCCAAGAGCAGCUGAAUUUAGCAUCUUACUAUGGUGGAAGCUUAAUGGCUCCAAGUAUCCUAAUCUCCAGCUAGUAGCAAAGGAUGUUUUUGCUAUUCAAGUGUCAACCGUUGCUUCCGAAUCAUGUUUUAGCACCGGGAAUAGAGUAAUUGAUCCGUAUAGGAGUUCUCCAACUCCUAAAUCUGUUGAAGCAUUAAUAUGCUUGCAGAAUUGGAUCAAAUCAGAAAACGUGCAAAGUAUUGAGUUUUUUCUAACAAUUGAGGAGAUGGAGUUCUAUGAGCUGUGUGAAAAUGACUAUGCGAAGGAUAAGGCUGCUGACAAUCAGCAAAAAAGGCUGCUUGUAGGGCCAAAAAAUCGAAGAUGGCUGCUGGGACAAGUGUGGAAGCCAAUUAAUGGAUGGCUACAUUCUUUAAUUGUUCUUGAUGAGUACUUGAAUUUGGAUGUUAUGUAUUCUAGAUAUUCGAAUUUGCAGCUUGAACUUUGGAUUUUGAUAGUGUUUUAA
Molecule: messenger RNA, 2938 nt
Organism: Rosa chinensis
Lineage: Eukaryota; Viridiplantae; Streptophyta; Magnoliopsida; Rosales; Rosaceae
Product: zinc finger BED domain-containing protein RICESLEEPER 2-like
Exons: 5
Coding region: 473-2938 (821 amino acids)
Molecular function (GO): DNA binding; protein dimerization activity
Source: RefSeq, a predicted model, not a curated record